GUCCGAUGCCGCGACCAGCGAUUCAGCGGCCUGGAUUAUGCGUGCCAUCAGCCGAUGGCAUCCGGCGCCUCGACGCGAUCGAGCGCCAUGCCGCCAUCCGCCGCGUAUAAAAACAAGCCCCGGCCGGCGCCGAGGAGCGUCCCAGCCACCGCACCCUCACGACUAUGCAUGGGGACCAAACGCUGCUGCGUCGUCGGCGUCCGAGCACGGGGACCGGACGCGAGCAGUAGCGACGACAUGCGGGAGCCCAGGAGCGCUACGAUGUUGGACGACGGCGACGACGACUUCACCUUCGCCGCCGCCCAUCCGCCUCCCCGUCUACUACCUGCAGGCGCCGGCGGCGGAUUCGUGGGGCCGCCGCUGCUGUACCCAGUCUUCGGGCGCCCGAGGUCCCCGCCGCGGGUUGCUGAUCCAGCGGAGCCGGAGCCGGAGCCGGACACGGCCACCGCGCGGGUGCCGCUAGGACGGCAUCUGGCGGUGGACAGGAGGAGGGAUCCGGCACCGGCACCGCUGCCAGCUCCCGCGGACGACGACGACGACUCGGUGCCGGCGGAGACGUUCUGCCCGUGGUCGCCCGGGUGGUCGGCGGCGGCGGCGUCGCCGGCGCGGUGCAAGAAGAGCGGCUCCACGGGGUCCGUGCUCCGGUGGCGGCCCCGGCUCGCCGUCGGGCGGAGCCAGAGCGACGGCAAGGAGAAGUUCGUCUUCUUGAGUGCCGGCGGUGGCUCUUCUGGGCGCCGGAGCCAGAAUGGGCGAGGCGUCGCCGCGCCCGGAGGUGGUGCCACUGCCGGUGCCCCCCACGCCUGGAGCUGCUACGUCAACGACAAUAAGUCCGGUGGCGGCGCGCGCCGCAGGUCGUUCCUGCCGUACAAGCGGGACCUCGUCGGGCUGUUCGCCAACGCCGCCGUGUUCCGCCGGAGCUACCUCCCGUUCUGAUAUGAUAUAUGCACUAUUGUACUGUACACCCAGAGGUAAUGGUUUGACCAUCAUCAGUUUACUGGCGUACUGCAGUGGGCUCGAUGGCAGCUUAUACUUGUCAUAGCCGGUCAGCCGUGCAGUCCAUCCAUUACCCAGCACAUUUCCCUCCUAGGUUUUGCUUCAUGCAUGUUUUGCUUGUAGAGGAAGGUGUGGUACAUGCAUAUGUGUGUAUAUACAUUUGGAUUAUGCAUGCCA
Zea mays is the source of this 1170-nucleotide messenger RNA. RefSeq lists its product as uncharacterized. The coding region runs from base 55 to 933 and encodes 292 amino acids. The record is from RefSeq and is marked validated. The transcript has a single exon. NCBI's taxonomy places the organism in Eukaryota, Viridiplantae, Streptophyta, Magnoliopsida, Poales, Poaceae.